AUGGCGACAGGUACCCCGCCCGACAACGUCGACCCCGGCGCUCCCUCCGCUCAGCCUCGGGCCACCAAGCGCUUCAACAUCAUCCACGAGGGCGUCUCCACCGACCGCUCAAGCUUCACGCCCUACGAUGUCAUCACCGAAAUCUGGACUGGGCUGGGCUUGCCCCGCGACGCACUCGCCUCCGUAAACCUACCAGGCAGCGACGACGCCGGACCGGUGCUCCCCUCAUCCUACCGCAUCGGCUGCCUCGCGCAGAGCACCAUCGCCCUAUGCGCCCUCUCGGCAGCCCUGGUCCGCUCCGUCCGCACCAACGGCAUCAGCAGCAGCAGCAGUCUCUCCCUCCCGCGCGUCACCGUGCCCCUGCGCCACGCCACGGUCGAGUUCCAAUCCGUCGAGCACUGCAGCAUCCUCCCACCGUCACCGUCACCAUCCCCAGCUGGACCCCCACCCCUCCUCGGCCUCCACCCCACCGCGUCCGGCGGCCACAUCCGCAUCCACUCGGCGUUCCCGCACCACCGCGACGGCGCCCUCCGCCUCCUCGGCCUCGACCCUUCCUCCCACUCCUCUCUCACCCGCGCCGACGUCGACCGCCAGACCCGCCGCUGGGACAGCAAAGCCCUCGAAAGCGCCGGCCUCGCCGCCGGCUGCGCCAUGUACGCGCUGCGCACCUACGCCGAGUGGGACGCCCACCCCGCCAGCCAGGCCGAGCCCGACUUUCCCAUCCGCAUCCGCCGCGUCGACACGCCAGCACCAGCAACCUCUCCCUCUCCCUCACGAUCCCCUCCCCACCCCCUCCGCAUCCUCGACCUCACCCGCGUCAUCGCCGGCCCCCUCGCCUCCCGCGCCCUGGCCGCCCACCUGCGCCCUCCCCUAAGCGACGUCCUCUGGCUCACCGCCCCGCACCUGCCCGCCCUGCCCGCCGUCGACCGCGACCUCGCGCGGGGGAAACGGGCUUCCGCUCAGCUGGACCUGCGGCGCGAGGGCGAUGCCGCGAGGUUGCGGGCGUUGGUGGGCGGCGGGGACGGGGAUGAUGCAACGGGUGGGGGUGGAAGGGGUGGGUGCGAUGUGUUUGUGCAGGGGUAUCGGCCGGGGAGUUUGGAGGCGAGGGGGUGGGGGGUGAGGGAUGUGGUGGGGAUGAGUUCCAGAGGGAUCGUGGUGGGGAAUGUGGCGGCGUUUUCGGGGGGUGGCGAGUGGGGGGCGAGGAGGGGGUUUGACAGUUUGGUGCAGACGUGUAGCGGGAUGAAUGCUUCGGAGGCGGAGCAUGCGGGGGAGAAGGGGGGCAGGCCGAUGCCGUGUCAGGCUUUGGAUCACGCGACGGGGUAUCUGCUGGCGACGGGGAUUUGCGCGGCGCUGUACAGGCGGGCGGUCGAGGGGGGCGGCGGGUCGUAUUGCGUGGAUGUGAGUCUGGCGGGGACGGCCAAGUAUUUGCGGAGCCUGGGUCAGUAUGAGGGGAGGUCGGGGUUCGAGUGCGAGGGGAUCCCCGCGGACGAAGUCGAGGGCUACAUGGAGGUGCGGGAGAGCGGGCUGGGAAUGCUCAAGGCGGUGCGGCAUUCCGCCAGCAUCGAGGGGUACGAGACUGGCUGGGAUUACAUGCCGAAGCCGCUUGGGAGCGAUGAGGCGGAGUGGCAGAGUUGA
Diplodia corticola is the source of this 1635-nucleotide messenger RNA. Its product is annotated as carnitine dehydratase. The record is from RefSeq and is a predicted model, not a curated record. NCBI's taxonomy places the organism in Eukaryota, Fungi, Ascomycota, Dothideomycetes, Botryosphaeriales, Botryosphaeriaceae. The transcript has a single exon. Gene Ontology annotation, molecular function: catalytic activity. Bases 1 to 1635 code for a protein of 544 amino acids.